Molecule: messenger RNA, 274 nt
Organism: Neopelma chrysocephalum (saffron-crested tyrant-manakin)
Lineage: Eukaryota; Metazoa; Chordata; Aves; Passeriformes; Pipridae
Product: carnitine O-acetyltransferase-like
Exons: 2
Biological process (GO): carnitine metabolic process, CoA-linked
Cellular component (GO): peroxisome
Molecular function (GO): carnitine O-acetyltransferase activity
Source: RefSeq, a predicted model, not a curated record
ACCGGCUGAGCCGCGACUCCAUUGGUCGGAUCCAGCGCAGCCUCCUCCUGCUGAGCCUCGAUUCGCCGGUGCUGAGCGGGGGGCGUGGCCAAGGGGGCGUGGCCGCCCAGGUCCUGCACGGGGGCGGAGCCUGCGCCAACAGCGCCAACCGCUGGUUCGACAAGACGCUGCAGCUGGUGGUGGGUGAGGACGGGACGUGCGGCGCCGUGUUCGACCCGGCCGUGAUCGACGGCCCCGCGGUGGCCGAGAUGCUCGACCACGCCCUGGAGCACAG